Messenger RNA from Cercospora beticola, 906 nucleotides. RefSeq lists its product as uncharacterized. The record is from RefSeq and is a predicted model, not a curated record. NCBI's taxonomy places the organism in Eukaryota, Fungi, Ascomycota, Dothideomycetes, Mycosphaerellales, Mycosphaerellaceae.
AUGGCGAGAACCCAGCAAAACAACAGAACGAAAGCCGUGCCUGAACGAGCAAGUAAGAAACGUCAAUCGACCAUCAUCCCAGGGCUCUCAACAAUGAGCAAAACCGUCACAGCAGGACAAGCGCCGCUGCGUGCAAAAUCCGCACGUAACACAAGGAUCACAUCGAUUCCGCAGCGGGAGAACCCAAUACGUAUAGGCUCACCUCCCGACCCAAGUGACGACUUGAUCACAAUAACGACACCCUCCUUCGAGCGCCACGGCGCAUUCGAACUCUCACGACAGCUGCUCCGCGACAGAUCGCCUCUCGUCGACGCCAAAUGUCUCGAAAUCACUUCUCAACACCUUGACAGAUUAGCAGCCUCAGCAGCGCCAGUGAGCGGAGCAAGACCCCGGAGAGGCCGUCCUCCAGCCCAUCAAAUUCAACAAAGCGACAUUCCACGUCCUGACUAUAUUCUGGAUUUCCCUGACGUAAAAUACUAUAUUUUCGCAAGCUACGUUCAUCUCCUAACGACCGAUACCAUCGAACUCGAUUUUCCGUUUGCUCCAUUGAAGAGCGUCGAUGAGGCUUGGAAGAGGCUUGUGAAGCUUUAUCUGCUUUGCGAGAAGCUUGAGGAUGAGGUUUCGAUGGGGAUGGUAAGUGAUGCGGCGAGGGAACAUCUCGAGGUUGAGUUCCCGAGUGAGGGUGGAGUGAGGCUCGCAUAUAACUGGACGACGGGGAAUGAAAGUGUUUUGAGGAGAUUGUUAGUUGAUCAGGUCUUGGAGAACUGGAGCGAUGGGGAGGUGACGGAGUUGGUGCUGGAGGAAACUGGCUCCGGGUGGAGACAUCUGAAGGAGGAUGUGGUGAGGCGGUUGGUGGAGGGGAGGAGUAUCAGCCGGAGUGCUCCAAAGAGAGACGAGCGAGCGUGA